This is a messenger RNA of Lotus japonicus, 1291 nucleotides long. RefSeq lists its product as uncharacterized. Lineage: Eukaryota; Viridiplantae; Streptophyta; Magnoliopsida; Fabales; Fabaceae. Bases 109 to 912 code for a protein of 267 amino acids. The record is from RefSeq and is a predicted model, not a curated record. The transcript has 5 exons.
CAAAAAUUGAGAGGGGUGAUUUUGGAAAAAGAAAUUACAAGGGAAGAGGAAAGGCAGAGGCACUGGUUUCAGCCGCCAUCGUCGACGCACACAGAGACAGAGAGAGGGAUGAGUUCAGCUGAUACAGUCAAUGUGAAUUCUGCCGAGACCGCCAAAGAACCUGUUCCGGGGCCGAGCGUGGAAGCAAAACAGGAUGAUACUGGUGGAGAAGUAAAAGCUCAAGUUGAUGCUAUGUGGGAACAAAUGAAUAAAGGGGUGUCUAGUAAAACGCUCAACAGUUUUACAAACAAGUCGACGUCUAGUGCGAAAAAAACUGUAAAGAAGGCAUCUUCUAACUGGAUGUCUUAUUUGGGGUUGGCACCAAUAGGAAAUGAACCCCAUGGGAGUGCUGCUUCUCAGAUUGGACCUGGUGUGCUGCAGAACAGCGAAAAUGAUGAAGCCAAGAAGAACAGUGCAAAUGAUGAAGCCAAGAAGGUCGCUGCUGCUGCUCUUGCAGCAGUGAAAGAAGAUGCUGCCACUUCUUCCGCAGGCAGGGGGAAAGUAGUGAUUACUGAGGUCCGGGACUUUGCUGGUCAAGAAAUCGAAAUUAAAAAGCUCUUGGAUGCUGACUCGAAGGAGGCGUCGGAAAGAGCCAAAGCCCCUGCACCUUCACGUGUGGAUGCUGUCCUUGAACAAAUCAAGAAGAAACAGAAGCUUAGUGUACUUGAUAAGACCAAAAAGGACUGGGGGGAAUAUAAGGAGGAAAAUAAGGGGCUGGAAGAUGAACUUGAUGCUUAUAAGAAGAGUUCAAACCAGUAUUUGGACAAGGUUAACUUCUUGCAGCGAACAGAUUACCGCGAGUUUGAGCGAGAGAGAGAUGCAAGGCUGGCUUUGCAAGCCAGGAAACGACCGGAUAUGCAAGAGAACCCAUAGAACUGAAGCAUGUAGAGGGCUGGAGUUGUUACCUUUGGCAUAUUAUUUAUGGUUUUGUCUUGAGCUGAUUGUCCAGGUGAUUCUGUAGUUCCUGGGAAGGUUGUGGCCUCAUCGGAGGAAAAGGGCCUUUGAUCAUGUUACUGGGAUAUGAUAUGAUGCAUUUAUGAGGUUUAAGCUUUGGAAUGCUUUAAGUGCCGCGGUAUUUGAUGCGGAAGGAGAAAACAGGAGGACUAAAAAGAGAAGAAAAACUGUAAAUUUUAGACUGAUUAGUACAUUAAUUCCUUGUUGUCCUUUAUUUGCUUAUUUCAAUUCCGCUUAAGUAAUACUUGGACACAAUUCUUUGGCAAAAGGUUGAACUUAAAAAGCACAUUUUACUCUU